This is a messenger RNA of [Torrubiella] hemipterigena, 1582 nucleotides long. The record is from the annotation of a GenBank genome assembly. NCBI's taxonomy places the organism in Eukaryota, Fungi, Ascomycota, Sordariomycetes, Hypocreales, Clavicipitaceae.
CUUGCAAGAAUACUAUUUCGGCUGAUCAAUUCCUACAGCCACUUCAUCCCAUUUGGCAUCCUCACUCUCCACACUUUGUCACAAGCAACUGUCAAAUCGCAACGCCUCAGAUACUUUCUUAUUUGCGAUAAAAAUCAAUAGUGGGUCAGCUUAAGCUUGUAUCAACUUGCAGCAGCCUGCCCUAUAGAACACGCAAACCACAUCACCAUCGACGCACGUCACUGCAACCACAAUGACCUCAUAUCCUGAUGCGAAGUCGCCCACGCUCAUCGUUGCCACACCCACCGCCGGUGAGGAACAUGCAGCCCGGCUACUCAAUGAGACCGAAUGGAGGGGUGCCUUGACCUGCAAUCAGUACCUGGCCCGUGAAAUUUACAUGGAAUCUGUUCCGCUUGCUGUAAAUGGCGGCAAGAGAUCUUGGAUCCUGACCGAAGAGGGUGUUGUGCCAGAUGCGCGACCUAUUCUUUCGAGCUGUGAAACCUGGAAGAAGAAGACAUUAUACACACAAGAAGGCUCAUCUGCUGUUGUAGAAGGCUGGGUAUACGGUAUUGGCAGCGUUUACACAGAUCCCAGAUACAGAGGUCGGGGCUACGCAAGCCGCAUGUUCCAUCUGUUGAGGAAGAUGCUGCAGAACGGCGUGGACAAAGACAAGCAGGGCGAGCUGAUCAAGCCGAUGGGUAGUGUGCUCUGGAGUGAUAUUGGCAAAUCGUUUUAUGCCAAACUCGGAUGGGAGCCGCACGCCAGUGCUCAUGCAGCUUUCCCCGCAAGCCAAAAGGUAGAGGGCGCUACAGAUUUGGCCUGGGGUACAAUCACAUAUGAGAACUUGGAGACCUUUGUGAACCUGGACUGCGACUUGAUGCGGCAAUCGAUAGCUGCAAAGACCGAGCUUGAACAACAUCAGUUUGCCCUACUACCAGAUUCCGAUACAGUGCGCUGGCGCCUGUACCGAGAUGCAUGGAUUGCGGAGCAAAUCAUGCCAGGCAAGAGCGAGGAGAAAGUGCACGGUGUCUGGGCUGGGGUAGAGGGAAAUCGUGUCUGGGCUAUAUGGUCGAGGGCCUACAGCGACGAUCCAUUACAAGUUGAGAAGAAUACAUUGAAUAUCCUGCGGCUGGUUAUUGAGGAUGAGUCGGCAUCCACAGAAGAGUUGGCCGCGUCAUUGACGGUGAUUCUGCGGGAAGCAGUGCAGGCAGCAGCCAAGUGGAAACUCGGAACUGUGGUCAUGAACAAUCCUACAUCAGCAGUUAAGGAUGCUCUAGAGAAGAGUGGGAUCUCUUUCAAGAUUGCAGAGAGGGAAAGCUACAGUGUUCCGAGCUUGCUUGUCUUUGGGAAGGAUAGCAAGGAUUUCGACUGGGUGGGAAAUGAAAUGUAUGGAUGGUGCUAACGAUGGAAGCUAUGUUAUCUAGCCUUUUACUAUAAUUUUUCAUUGUUAUAUGACGCUGAAAUUUUUCGAACAUUGAUACGUAUCUGGGAUGAUUUCUCUGACCAGGCAUCAACUAACAUUCUGGAAUGAUGUCAUUUUGCACUGACUACACAAACCCAUUUACGCUGCUUAGCAUUAAUGCGAGAGACUAAUCAAAGCCAU